UCAAGACUACAUACAAACUUUGAUUAGUUGAUUUUAUUUCAUUCAUUUAACAAGAAAUAAGUUCGGUUGAAACAUAAAAACUGCUAACUGCACUGUGUGAUUUUACUGUAAUGAAGUGAACGCGUGAACGCGCAGCAGUUCAGCUGUACUUGAGCAAACUGUUUCUUUAUUUAAACUGCAAUCAUUUAACGUGACGUACCCAGAUAUGAAUUGAUUCUGUUAUUAGGUGAUGAGACUGGAUUUUGCUGCUGUGGGAUCUCUAAAGAUUUUCUGUCUGAAUGACAGUAAAGCUGACUUGACGUGACGUCUUGUUUUGUCAGACUGUUGUGUUGAGUGUUUUGAUGUUUCUGGUUCUGAGGCGGGUGGGAUUGCGAGCGUUCUCCAUGGCAUCAGAAACAUAUUCAUCUGGCACACACUCCGCUGCCUUCGUCACCUGCCCUAAUGACACAGUGGCCAAAGAACUUGCUAGAGGAAUCGUGGAGAAGAAACUGGCUGCAUGUGUGAACAUCAUGCCGAAGAUCAUAUCUGUGUACGAGUGGCAGGGGAAGAUUGAAGAAGACAGUGAAGUUCUGCUGAUGAUUAAGACGAGAAGCUCAAAGGUUUCAGCUCUGGCUGAAUAUGUCAGGUCGAAUCAUCCGUAUGAGGUGGCAGAGGUGAUCAGUUUGUCCAUUGAUCAGGGAAACCCGCCGUAUCUGAAAUGGAUCAGUGACACUGUACCCGAGUGACCGGCUUCUCUCACACGCUGCACUUCAGACUCUUUACAGCCAUCUUAACUGAAUAUGAGAAUGAUACCUUAAGUUUCUUUCAUUUGAUGUUUAUCUCUAGAGUAAACUGUGUCUUUCCACAGCACACCACACGUGAAAUAUUAAAGAGCGUCUCUGAGCAGAGUGUGAUGUAC
Messenger RNA from Triplophysa rosa, 898 nucleotides. RefSeq names its product protein CutA homolog. Lineage: Eukaryota; Metazoa; Chordata; Actinopteri; Cypriniformes; Nemacheilidae. The transcript is spliced from 6 exons. Gene Ontology annotation, molecular function: copper ion binding. Gene Ontology annotation, biological process: response to metal ion. The coding region runs from base 342 to 725 and encodes 127 amino acids. The record is from RefSeq and is a predicted model, not a curated record.